This is a messenger RNA of Camelus dromedarius (Arabian camel), 3781 nucleotides long. RefSeq names its product FKBP prolyl isomerase 14 (gene FKBP14). The coding region runs from base 242 to 877 and encodes 211 amino acids. The record is from RefSeq and is a predicted model, not a curated record. The transcript is spliced from 4 exons. NCBI's taxonomy places the organism in Eukaryota, Metazoa, Chordata, Mammalia, Artiodactyla, Camelidae. Gene Ontology annotation, molecular function: calcium ion binding; peptidyl-prolyl cis-trans isomerase activity.
CCUUUUCAGGCGGCCUAGCUGUAAGAGCCACUCAGGCCCGGGUUUGGGUUUAACUCUUUAGAGGUGAGUUCAUAGUGCGUGGGACAGUUGUUGGUAGUGACUGUGCCACGUCUGCUAGGAAGUUGGGAGUCAUGAAGUUGCCAGAGGCUGUUGUCCUUAAGUCUUCAACUACAUUCUUAACUCUAUGAGGUCCGGAGCUCUUUCUCUGUUUUUGUAGGAACUUCUUCCCUGCUCUGGCAACAUGAGGUUUUUCUUUUGGAACGCAAUCCUGACGCUGUUAGUCACUUCUUUGAGUGGGGCUCUGAUUCCUGAACCAGAAGUGAAGAUUGAAGUCCUCCAGAAACCGUUCAUCUGCCAUCGCAAGACCAAAGGAGGGGACUUGAUGUUGGUCCAUUAUGAAGGCUACUUAGAAAAGGACGGCUCCUUAUUUCACUCCACUCACAAACAUAACAAUGGUCAGCCUAUUUGGUUUACCCUGGGCAUCCUAGAGGCUCUCAAAGGUUGGGACCAGGGCUUGAAGGGAAUGUGUGUAGGAGAGAAGAGAAAGCUUAUCAUUCCUCCUGCCCUGGGAUAUGGAAAAGAAGGAAAAGGGAAAAUUCCCCCAGAGAGUACGCUGAUAUUCAACAUUGAUCUCCUGGAGAUUCGAAAUGGACCGAGAUCCCAUGAAUCAUUCCAAGAAAUGGAUCUUAAUGAUGACUGGAAACUCUCUAAAGAUGAGGUUAAAGUGUAUUUAAAGAAGGAGUUUGAAAAGCAUGGUGCGGUGGUAAAUGAAAGUCAUCAUGAUGUUUUGGUGGAGGAUAUUUUUGAUAAAGAAGAUGAAGACAAGGAUGGAUUUAUAUCUGCCAGAGAAUUUACAUAUAAACAUGAUGAGUUAUAGAGACAUGUCUGCCCAUUUUAUAUAGCAUCCAUCCUUAAAAGAGAGGACAACCAUUUUUAAAGAAAGUCUUAUUUGUUAACAAUGUUCUGUUCAGGCUUUGUUUUUUAUUUUUAUAUAAUUUUCCAAAUAUUAUUUGAAGAACUCCUUAGGGUUUCUCAGUACCCAUUUCUUUCUGGUGAGUUAUUGGGAAGAAAAAAAAUGACUUGUCUUUGAAUAUAAGACUUCUGGACCAUUUUCCACUUUCACAUAUGAAGCCUUAUGUUUUACUUGCUUACUUGUAAUUUUAAAAUACUGCAACUGGGAGCAUGCCCAACAUAAGACUAGAUUAUAGCACAAAUCAGCCCCCUCUAUUUCUUCUUCCCUCUGUUUUCUCUGAGUUAGAUACUGAUAUUUGAAAAGCCUUUUGCAAUAGCCCAAGGCUUACUAUUUUCAUGUUAUAAUGAAACAGUGCUGUCUGUAACUGCCUCUGAGUCUCUGCUUGAGGAAGAGAGGAAAAUGGUUGUUGAACUCGUUAAGAACUACUGCCUUACUGAGAUGGACAAUGCUGAAGUGAGUAACAAAGGUAAUAAUUUAUAAAUAUGUAUACAUUGCAAUAUUCUGCCUAGGAUUUAAUCUACAUAAGGUUGGGUUCCUAGGGACUAAUAACCUAUCAUGGUUAUUAGGACAGAUUAUUUAUGUGUGUAUGUCUUAAUGAUAAUACGUGUCAAAAUAUUGUAGAGGAGGUAGAGAGUUGUGUGGAGUUGGUGUUUUUUAAGGCUGGCAGAUUACCCUUCCUGGUUCUUUAAUUAAUAAAGUUUGUAACUAGUAUAUUAUACAACAAUUACAUUGUUUCAUAAGAGAAAUUUAGUAAGCCAGUCAAAAUUUUCCCAUUUCUGCCUCAUAAAAAAAUGAGGCAGACCCACAGCAGCUACUGUUGAAUAGAGGUCUAUCCUGGCUCAAAGAGUUGAUGAUUUUAUAAUUUUAUUUUAAAUUGGAAUUUUUCCUUACUACUUUUACAAUGCGCCCAAAUAUCUGUUUGCUAAGAAUAGUCUUUUAUAAGCUUACAAAGUGAUCUCAAGUGCCUCAUUGUUGGAUUCUCAAUGCUCUGAAGCCUAUGAAAAAGGAGAGUAGAUCUUAAUGUACCUAUUUAAAAGUUGAGGAAAUUGUCAUUCAAAGAGAUUGAUGGUUGUGCCCAAGGUCAACAGUGAACCUGUAGAACCAUAUUUCAGUCCCCAAGUUCAAUAUCUUUCUACUGCCUUUUACCAUUGAAAAAGUGAAAUUUUUCUUUGAAUUCAUUGGACCUAAUUCUCUCUGCAAUUUGCUCUCCUAGCAGUCAACUCUUUUGUCUCUGGGUCCUUAUCCUUUGAGAUGGUUUACUGGCUGUUUCUGGUGUUUCUGAAUUCUCCCCAUGAUCCAGAAAUGGCUCUGGUUUCAUUGAAUAAUCUUGGGCUGAGCACUGAAUUGCCUCAAAAACCCUGUGCGGUAAGAGAGCCCAGGGGUGUGUCUUAGUCCUUUCAUUCCUGUUUACCUCUAGGUGUUUUUUUUUUUUUUAAGACUUAUGAAAAAUUAUUACAUCCUAUACAGACUACUUUCACCAAUUAUAUAUUGACAUUUUUGUCAUUAAAACAAACUUCUUGAGAAGAACAUAAAUAACACUUUUUUCAGAUGACAUCAGCUAUAUCUAGAAAACUUUUAAGUUGUCACUGCUGUUUUCCUCAACCUGGAAGAGUUACAAACCACAAUACAGAAAGUUGUACUCUGUGCUACGGAGGGGAAAGCUUGUCAUAUGGUGAUACUUCAUAUAAACAUUACUCUUGCUAUCUAUGGUAGAGCAAAAAAAGUGAAAAGAAUUUUGGUUAUUCGGGUAGCAUAUUUCUUUAUCUUGUGUGAAUUGGCAUCAGUUCCCAUCUAAAUAUUUAGACACAGUAUGAAAAUGACAACAUAUAAAUAGGUUAUAGUUGUUUUAAAGUUAUCUGCCUUUUUAGUUUAGCUGUAUCUUUGCACCUUUUCAUUCAGAGGAAUAAUCAGACAUAAACUGUGACUUCACUUGUAUAUAAUUUGCUAAAAUGUGUCAUAUUUAAAUUUAUACAACUGUGUUGUGGUAUUCUUUUCAAAAUAAAGUUUAUUUGGGAAAUAAUUGGUUUUGUGGAAAAUUCUUCAAGCCCCAGUUUCCUCAGCAGCUUUAUUGAUUUUCUUAACUGUUAGUCUAGGUUUUACAUCGAAACUAAGUGAGGAAGAUAGACAGGUAGUGAGGGGAGAGGGGUAUGGUGACAUUUUGAAUGUGUCUCUGGUUGUCUACUCUGUACAUAUUUGUAAGGAAAGCUGUGGUUUGUUAAAAUUGUUUUGAAAUAAGCAUCAAACCUUGAGCAUCAAGGACAAUAGUUAAUGGUGAAUUUUUGGUGCUGGAGAAGGUGUAUGUGAUGUUUUGUUUUGUUUUGAUGGUAGUUAUUAUUGUUUUGGUUUGGAAUUUUAUUGUGUGUCACAGGUGGACAUUAUGAUGAUUAAUGCCUACUAAGUAAAUUAGUGCUAUACAGUACCUUAUGUAAUUAAAUGAAAUGCUGGGUUGCCAUAAAUAUCACAAGAAACAAUGAUUUCUGAUUCAGAUGGGUGAUCAGCCAUUUGAAUCUUUCCUUGUGAAAAUGAAUCUGUACUUCUCAUCUUAUUCAUGACAUAGGAUAUUGCUUACAUCCAUAAUAUACACAUCAGCAUGUGAUAUCUCCACUGAAUUGAAGAUAUGGAUCUCAGUGUUUGGAAAUUGCAAGAGAAUAAAAAGGAACUGGGUGGAAUGUUAUGGGAUGAAUAUACCUCUCACCUUGUAUUAAAAAAGCAAAUCGUCAGUAUAAUAAUAACUCUGGGAAAAAAUAACAAGGGACGUAUUUUCCAGAGAUGCAGAGCACUUGGACAUAAGAGGUUUUGUUUUAUUUU